Equus quagga is the source of this 638-nucleotide messenger RNA. RefSeq names its product palmitoyltransferase ZDHHC19-like. The transcript has 5 exons. Lineage: Eukaryota; Metazoa; Chordata; Mammalia; Perissodactyla; Equidae. The record is from RefSeq and is a predicted model, not a curated record. Gene Ontology annotation, biological process: peptidyl-L-cysteine S-palmitoylation; protein targeting to membrane. The annotation marks the transcript as partial. Gene Ontology annotation, cellular component: Golgi apparatus; endoplasmic reticulum. Gene Ontology annotation, molecular function: protein-cysteine S-palmitoyltransferase activity.
GACUUUGACCACCACAACAGGUGGGUGAAUAACUGUGUCGGGCACCGCAAUUACCGGCUUUACCUGCUGCUGGUCCUGUCCCUGUGUCUAUACACUCUCGCCGUGCUGGUCGCCUGUGUGAUGGUCCUGGUGCGCACGACCCACCUGCCCUACGGUCUGGACAAGAUCAUCACCAUCGUGGUGGCUGUACCCGCCGCCGGCUUCCUGGUGCCUCUCUUCGUGCUGCUGCUCAUCAAGGCCUGGUCGGUUAGCAAGGCUGAGCGCUCCCACGAGGGCAAGUACCAAUACCUGCAUCUAAAGAACCCUUUCGACCUUGGCUGUGCCAGAAACUGGUGUUUCACAAUUUUUGCGCCACAAGGACCCAAGUACAUGGCCGAAGCCGUUGGGCUACAGAGCGCGGUGGGGCCUGACUGGGUGCCCAUGCAGACCCUGCACUGCUCGAGAGGCCCCUCGGGGCCCAGUCCUCCAGCCGUCCUCAGGCCAGGGGCUCACCCCCACAUCCAAACUCGGGGUCUCUACACACCGGGACGGGCUCCCCCAGGGCGUCGACAUCCUGCAGAUCUCCAGGAGGCAACUUUUAAUCUGGAGCUGAGUGUAUGAACCAUGUGGAAGUGGACCAUCAGGAAUGAAGUGGGGGU